AUGUCUGAUUACUUUAGUUCCAGACCUCUGCAGACGCUCACGCCGAUGGGUAAUAGGCCCACUGGCGAUGACGCCUCCUCCAUCCACUCAAAGAGUUCCCAGUACUUGAUGGAUAUCUUACCGGAUUCAAUGACCUUGAACGAAAGCGUUUCUCCCACGGUAGCCAACAGUCAAGCGAAGGAGUUUAUUUUGCCCGAAACGGAUGAGAGAUCUCCUUACUUCAUCAACGUCCCCAUACCCAAGGCCCAACCAACUUCAACUUCGGAAACGAAAAAGCCCCUUUCUGGCGACGAAGCCAUCGACGGGCAGUUUGUUAAGGAGUAUCCAACCGAUAUCCUUGUAGACAGGUUUUAUAAAUGGAAGAAAAUUUUGAAAGGUUUGAUCAUUUAUUUAAGGGAGGUUGCUUAUUCUCAAGAACAGUUUGCUAGAAUCAACUAUCAGCUGAAAGGGUCUGUCAAGUUCCCCUUCUUAACCGAUAUUGAUGAAACCACAAAUACUAUAACGGACCCAUUUACAGCGGCUCCCAGAGGGCCCAAGAAACCGCAACCACCACAGAAAAAAGUAGUUCUGACUGAAAAUGAACAAUUUCAAAUGCAAAUGCAACAAGAACAACGAGAAAACCCACUUCAACCCCCCACAGAUGAAAGCAAAAUGAGCUUGGCGCCUCACGAAUACAAGCCCGUGCAAACUGCAGAAUCAGACAACACGUCAGCUGCAUCCGGAUUUCUUAAAUUUGGGUCAGGCUCUAUCCAAGACGUUCAGGUUAUUUUGAAGAAGUAUCAUCUUUCAUUAGCUAAUCAACAAUUUAAGAUCUCUAAAGAAAUCACGUCUACCAUUAUCCCUAAACUAGAAGAACUAAGAAAAGAUUUGAGAUAUAAGAUUACGGAGAUUAAAGACUUGCACGGUGAUUUCAAAACAAACAUCGACGCUCAUGUUCAGUUAACAAGUCAACUACUGAAAAAGUAUAUCGCGGCUGUGAAAUUUAUGAACGCUCAUGGCAUCGGGAAUAAUAAGCCCACUUCUGCAAAUAAGAAGCCGCACAAACUAGACCCCAAGCACGACCCAUAUCUUUUGAAACUACAACUAGAUUUGCAACUCAAGCGUCAAGUUGCAGAGGAAACUUACUUACAAGAGGCGUUUAUCAACUUACAAACUUCAGGGUUACAGCUAGAAAAGAUUAUAUACACAAAAAUUCAGCAUGCCCUAUUACGUCAUUCUGCUCUGAUUGAUUCUGAGGCUCGUUUGAUGAUCAAAAAUAUGUGCCGAGAACUACAACAUGGUAUAAUCUCAAAGCCGCCCGCGCUCGAAUGGGAUAAUUUCGUCACUCAACACCCUUCCUGUUUACUCAAUUGGAAAUCUAAUGACCCUAUACCACCUUUAAGAAAAGUUUCCGACGUCGUUUAUCCCCAUAUGAAGUCUCCGUUGGCUAAGUGUAUAAAAGCAGGCUAUUUUUUGAAAAAAUCAGAACUACUGCCCACGUAUCAUCAGGGAUAUUUUGUCUUGACGUCAAAUUAUAUCCAUGAAUUCCAAAGCAGUGAUUUUUACAACAUGUCAUCCUCUGCUUCAACUUCCACAAAACCUUCAGCUUAUUCCUCCUCGGCUUCCAUUACUGAUGCUUGUUCUGGCGCUAAUAGUAGUAAACCCAACACCCACCAUCGCCAAAUCAGCGAUACUCAAAACAGCAGCGUCACUACUGCCGGUGCAACCGCUAUAAAUGGCACGCGUAGUAUUCGCAAAAAGAGUUAUUUGGCGCCAAUUAUGAGUAUUCCUUUAAAUGAUUGCACCGUAAAAGAUGCCUCUUCUACCAAGUUUGUACUCGUAGGAAAGCCCACCCUCAAUGAAAGUGUAGAUGUCAGGAAAACAAGCUCCAGUACAUAUUUAUCCAGUAGUUCGCAAACAUCCCUACCAAAGUAUGGUCACGAGACGGCAAAAAUAUUCUCGAAGGCUCCAUUCCACAAAUUUUUGAAGGGAAGUAAACCUAAAAGUAAGAACUCAAAAUCAAGCGAAUUGGACCAAUUUUAUGCUGCCGCUCAAAAAGAAUCAAACAAUUACGUAACUUGGACUUUCAAAAUAGUAUCCCCAGAGCCUACCGAGGAGGAAUUAAAGCAUUUCAAGCGGUGGGUCCAAGAUUUGAAAAAUUUGACAAGUUUUAAUGAUACUAAAGAAAGAAUCAAAUUUAUUGAAGAUCGUGUCAUGAAAUCGCACCGAUUUAAGGCAGGACAUAUGUCAAGAAAUAGUAUAAACAUCGGUUCCCAUACAUCUUGUCUAACAGACAGCUCGUUCACAUUACAAGACUGUACCACCACCUCCCUCAAUCCAAAAGGUAGGGCAGACAAACCUCAGUAUAUUCAUAUUCAGAACAGUCCUCUGGCAGAUUUCGAUGGAAAUGGUUUUAGGUCUAAGGUUAACACACCGGCCAUCGAUGACUAUGGCAAUCUGAUCACAGUAGAAAGAAGGCCUGCUCAAUCGCCACAUCAAUAUCCUGAAUACGCAGCCACUUCAGGUAAUACAACGCCCUCUUAUUCAUCUGGUUCAAGACCCCAGAGCAUGUAUGGCGGGUGCAACCCGGCCGUGUCAAUUACCAGUAAUGGAAUGAUGCUGCAACAGUCGACAAUAAACGGCAAUAAUAACCCAACAGCUAGCUUGCGCCAUCAAAGAAAUGUUUCACAGACUAGCUCUUUGCCAGGCUUUUCAUAUACAUCCCCAUCAUUACCAGUAAAUUCUCCGGGCAGUUCCAAUUCUGAAUCCAGCUCAGGAGGAUAUUUUGCCAUUCCUCUUCAUGGGAGCAACAACAAUUGCAUGCAAAAAAAUUCUGAAGACUCGAGCCCAUGUUAUAAUGAUGAUAUACGGCAACAGCAACAACCACAGCAAAUGCAAUCUUUAUCAAGGACUUCAAGUUCAAGUAUAAAUGUCACAGGAAUGAGAAGUACAUCCGCUGGGAACCCACCUACCGCAAACGUUGCGAUUGUACCUAAAGUAAUGGUCAAUAACCAAAAUGUUAAAACUGUUUCUGCUGAUCAUUCAGCUACGGCUUCCUCGUCACCUACUAUGAACUCUCCUCUGACAACGACCAACAGAGAAUCACCAUACCAAGCCCUCAAGAAAACGAAUAGUACAGGAAAUGUUCCUUGUUUGAGCACCGAAAAAACUCACGCGCAUCCUGCUUUUUAUAAACGAGGAAAUAAUAGUGCUCAAAAUUUGACCACAUCUGCUACAACAGCUUCUAGAGUACAUCCUAUUAGAAAGCAUAAGAAAAACGUAUCAUUCAGCUCGCUCAAUAGUUUGAUGUUUUCAAAAAAAGGUGCCAAUUAUGGUGGUAAUUUAAUGACAAACCAAUUUAUGAGUGGCGGAAUUCAAGAAGAUGACGGAGAUUCAGGUAAUAACGAUUCUAUAAAACUAAAUCAGUCAAUCUAUUCUUAA
This is a messenger RNA of Saccharomyces kudriavzevii IFO 1802, 3420 nucleotides long. RefSeq names its product Ask10p (gene ASK10). The transcript has a single exon. The record is from RefSeq and is a predicted model, not a curated record. NCBI's taxonomy places the organism in Eukaryota, Fungi, Ascomycota, Saccharomycetes, Saccharomycetales, Saccharomycetaceae. The coding region runs from base 1 to 3420 and encodes 1139 amino acids.